Messenger RNA from Penicillium angulare, 1839 nucleotides. Its product is annotated as ENTH domain protein. Gene Ontology annotation, cellular component: clathrin-coated vesicle; clathrin-coated pit. NCBI's taxonomy places the organism in Eukaryota, Fungi, Ascomycota, Eurotiomycetes, Eurotiales, Aspergillaceae. The record is from RefSeq and is a predicted model, not a curated record. Gene Ontology annotation, molecular function: phosphatidylinositol-4,5-bisphosphate binding; SNARE binding; 1-phosphatidylinositol binding. Gene Ontology annotation, biological process: vesicle budding from membrane; clathrin coat assembly; clathrin-dependent endocytosis. The coding region runs from base 1 to 1839 and encodes 612 amino acids. The transcript is spliced from 5 exons.
AUGACCGGUUUCGAGAAGUCCGUCAAAGGGGCCACCAAGUUAAAGCUUGCGGCCCCAAAAUCUAAAUACGUCGAAACCAUCCUUGUCGCGACCCAUACUGGCGAGGCGGGCGUCGCCGAAGUCUUUCGCACCCUGCAGCAUCGACUCCGAGACUCAGCAUGGACGAUUGUGUUCAAAGCAUUGAUCAUCGUUCACCUGAUGAUCCGAGAAGGCCAACCAGAUGUUGCGCUCACCUUCCUCUCUGAUAACCCGAAGAAGAUUGCGCCGAGUAAUUUCUCCGAAGCGCAAUCACAGGGACACAAUAUCAGACGAUACGCUGAAUAUCUUAUUACACGCGCAAAGGCGUUCGAUGCCACCAAGACGGACUACGUGCGAAGCGGCCCGGGGCGUUUGAAGCGAUUAGGGGUGGAUAAAGGCCUCCUGCGGGAGACAGAAUUCGUACAGAAACAGAUCAGGGCGUUACUACGGUGUGAUUUGUUGACCGAUGAACCCGAGAAUGAGAUUAGUUUGACUGCUUUUCGUCUUCUCACCCUCGAUCUCUUGACUCUAUAUUCGGUCAUGAAUGAGGGUACAAUCAAUGUCUUGGAGCAUUAUUUUGAAAUGUCAAGACCGGAUAGUGAACGCGCCUUGGCAGUAUACAAAACAUUCACCAAGCAGACAGAGGAAGUAGUUCAGUUUCUCGGUGUUGCAAGGCACUUUCAGUCUGCUACGCGAUUAGAAAUCCCGAAACUCAAACAUGCCUCUACCGACUUAGCCCGCCUCCUCGAGGAUGACUUGAAUGAUCCCGACUUCGAUCUUCGCCGAAGAGAAUAUAUGGCUGGAAAAGGAAUUCAGAAGGAAGGCCGUGCACCGCCUGCGUCCUCAUCUGUUUUUGCUGCCAGUCAAUCCAAUUCUAUGCCAACCCCGAUGCCAAACUCGCCCAAGCAGGCCGAGCAGCAGAAGCCGCCACCUUCGGAUCUCAUUGAUUUCUUUGAUUCGAUCGAGCCUAACCAGCAGCAAGUGGCCCCACAGCCUACCGCGCAAUAUCAGCAGACAGGUCUCCAACAGGCGCAACAAACAGGCUUCCAGCAGCCCCAGCAGGCAUUCUAUACUGGACAACCUGGGUACCCACAACAGCAGAAUCAACAGGCCCAGAUAAUGGGGUAUAACCAACAGAACUCCUUUGGAGGUGUUCAGCAACAGAACACUGGUAACCCAUUUGGCCAACCACCGGCGCAGCUUCUCCAAGCUAUGCCGACUGGUGCAGGUUUCGGAGGGUACACACCACAACCACAAUCGUAUGGAUACCAGUCCCAGCUGGCCCCGAUUCCUCAGAACGGAGUCGCCUCAUAUGCUCAGCAACAACAGCCGAUGCAGACCCAACAACUUCAACAGCCACCAUCCACACCCACCAAUCCUUUCCGCCAAUCUAUGUUAAUAAAUCAGAAUACUGGAGGACCAACUGCCACUGCUCCCACGCAGAUAACCCCGCUACAACGGCAGAAUACGAAUCCAUUUGCAAAGCGACUUUCCAUGGCAGCGCCUCAGGGGAACUUCGGAGUACCUGAGCAGAUCCCUCAAGUACCUCAGAUUCCUCAGUCACAGUCGCCACAACCACUCCAACCCCAACGCACUGGCACCAAUCCGUUUGCCCGUAGCUCAUCAGUCCCACCACCUCAAAACACCGGCUUGCAACCUUUGCAACCAAAUCCCACGGGAAGUACGAAUCCUUUCCGCCAGAGUCAAUUCAUUCAUCAACAAACCGGGCAAGGGUGGCAAACAAGCGGGCAACAUGGUACUAUGGGUGGACUAGAACAACUAGAGACCGUGCCCAUCUUCCCUCGACCGGGCAUGACCUAA